GGUCCGGCCGCCGUGGCCAUGUUCGUGUCCGAUUUCCGCAAGGAGUUUUACGAGCUGGUCCAGAAUCAGAGGGUCCUUCUCUUCGUGGCCUCGGACGUGGACGCGCUGUGCGCCUGCAAGAUCCUUCAGGCCUUGUUCCAGUGUGACCACGUGCAAUACACACUGGUUCCAGUUUCUGGGUGGCAAGAGCUGGAAACUGCAUUUCUUGAGCAUAAAGAGCAGUUCCGUUACUUUAUCCUCAUAAACUGUGGCGCGAACGUAGACCUGUUGGAUAUCCUGCAGCCCGAGGAAGAUGCCGUAUUCUUCGUGUGUGACACCCACAGGCCGGUCAACGUCGUGAAUGUGUACAAUGACACCCAGAUCAAACUACUAAUCAAACAAGACGAUGACCUUGAAGUUCCCGCCUACGAUGACAUCUUCCGGGAUGACGAGGACGAUGACGAGCAGUCGGGAAACGAAAGUGACGGGUCGGAGCCAGCCGUGAAGCGCACACGGUUAGAGGAGGAAAUAGCGGAGCAAACCAUGAAGAGGCGGCAGCGGCGCGAGUGGGAGGCUCGCAGAAGAGAAAUCCUCUUUGAUUACGAACAGUAUGAAUACUACGGCACUUCGUCGGCCAUGGUGAUGUUCGACUUGGCGUGGGUGAUGUCCAAGGACCUCAGCGACAUGCUGUGGUGGGCCAUCGUUGGACUAACAGACCAGUGGAUUCAAGACAAGAUCACCCAGAUGAAGUACGUGACGGACGUGGGGGCCCUGCAACGCCACGUGUCCCGGCACAGCCACCGCAACGGGGACCCCGAGAGCGCGCUCUCCGUGGACUGCGCGCGCAUCGCCUUCGAGUACGACCUGCGCCUGGCCCUCUACCAGCACUGGUCCCUCUUCGACAGCCUGUGCAACACCUGCUACACGGCAGCCCGCUUCCGGCUCUGGUCCGUGCACGGGCAGAAGCGGCUCCAGGAGUUCCUGGCGGACAUGGGGCUCCCACUCAAGCAGGUGAAGCAGAAGUUCCAGGCCAUGGACAUUUCCUUGAAAGAGAAUUUGCGGGAAAUGAUCGAAGAGUCUGCAAAUAAAUUUGGCAUGAAGGACAUCCGCGUGCAGACCUUCAGCAUCCAUUUUGGGUUCAAGAACAAGUUCCUGGCCAGUGACGUGGUCUUCGCCACCACCUCCCUGAUGGAGAGCCCCGAGAAGGACGGCUCGGCGACGGGUAGCUUCAUCCAGGCCCUGGACAGCCUCUCCAGGAGUAACCUGGACACGCUGUACCACGGCCUGGAGCUCGCCAAGAAGCAGCUGCGCGCCACCCAGCAGAUCAUCGCCAGCUGCCUCUGCACCAACCUCGUCAUCUCCCAGGGCCCUUUCCUGUACUGCGCCCUCAUGGAGGGCACCCCGGACAUCGUCCUGUUCUCCAAGCCGGCGUCCCUGAGCCUGCUCAGCAGGCACCUGCUCCAGUCCUUUGUGUGUUCGACAAAGAACCGGCGCUGCAAGCUGCUGCCCUUGGUGAUGGCCGCGCCGCUGAGCGCCGAGCAGGCCACCCUGACCGUGGUGGGCGUCCCCCCGGAGACCGACAGCUCCGACAGGAAGAACUUCUUUGGAAGGGCGUUCGAGAAGGCCGCGGAGAGCACCGGCUCCCGGACGCUGCACAACCACUUCGACCUGUCGGUGAUCGAGCUGAAAGCAGAGGACCGCAGUAGGUUUCUGGACGCGCUCGUGUCUCUGCUGUCCUGAGGGCCUUGAUUUCUUCAGAACUCAUCUCCUCCUCCUUAUUUAUAUUGCUGGGCUUUUAUUUAGACUGUAAAUUAUGGACUCGGUUUUAGAUGCAGGGAACGUUGGUUUUUAGUGGAAUAAACUGUCCA
Molecule: messenger RNA, 1847 nt
Organism: Choloepus didactylus (southern two-toed sloth)
Lineage: Eukaryota; Metazoa; Chordata; Mammalia; Pilosa; Megalonychidae
Gene: CDC45
Product: cell division cycle 45
Exons: 19
Coding region: 19-1719 (566 amino acids)
Biological process (GO): DNA replication initiation; mitotic DNA replication preinitiation complex assembly; double-strand break repair via break-induced replication
Cellular component (GO): DNA replication preinitiation complex
Molecular function (GO): chromatin binding; DNA replication origin binding; single-stranded DNA binding
Source: RefSeq, a predicted model, not a curated record